UUUUUUUUUUUUUUUUUUUUUUUCCUAUUGUAGAAGAACACAAUGAAAAUUUAGUUCUGCGCUCUCCUACAUAAAAACCGGAAAUUAGUCACCUAUACAUAAUAUGGAAAAAUCCAUGUUAAAUACGCAGCAGCCAUAUGUUUAUUUAACUCGAUCAGAAUUUGUAAGUUGUUCACAUCGCCUGCAUAGUUGCCUACUUUCGGAAGAAGAAAAUCUUAAAAUUUAUGGGAAAUGUAAUAAUAAAAAUGGCCACGGCCACAAUUAUAAAAUUAAGGUUACUCUUUAUGGACCAAUAAAGGAAGAAACAGGAAUGGUUAUGAAUCUAACCACAUUAAGGGAUUAUAUGAAAGUAUGUGUAGUUGAUGCUCUUGAUCACAAAAAUCUUGAUAUGGAUGUGCCUUGGUUUAAGAAUAAAGUAUCAACUGCAGAAAAUCUUGUUGUGUUUAUCUGGAAUAGUCUAAAAUUGGUUAUGGAUGAACCGCAACUUCUGUAUGAAGUUAAAGUUCAAGAAACAGAUAAAAAUGUAGCUUUCUACAGAGGUAGAAAUUCCUAUUUAAAUUGAACAAGUUUAGUAACUAGACUUUUUAUUGGUAAAAAAUUAAGCAAGCCUUGAACUAUGCUUGUAUUCUUAAUAGCUACAUGCUUGCAAUUUAAUAUUGCAUUGUAUUUAUUAUUCAUAAAUAUACAUUUAUUUUCACAUCAA
Messenger RNA from Hydra vulgaris (swiftwater hydra), 703 nucleotides. RefSeq names its product 6-pyruvoyl tetrahydrobiopterin synthase. Gene Ontology annotation, cellular component: mitochondrion. The record is from RefSeq and is a predicted model, not a curated record. NCBI's taxonomy places the organism in Eukaryota, Metazoa, Cnidaria, Hydrozoa, Anthoathecata, Hydridae. Gene Ontology annotation, biological process: tetrahydrobiopterin biosynthetic process. Gene Ontology annotation, molecular function: 6-pyruvoyltetrahydropterin synthase activity.